Messenger RNA from Parastagonospora nodorum SN15, 336 nucleotides. RefSeq lists its product as hypothetical. NCBI's taxonomy places the organism in Eukaryota, Fungi, Ascomycota, Dothideomycetes, Pleosporales, Phaeosphaeriaceae. The coding region runs from base 1 to 336 and encodes 111 amino acids. The record is from RefSeq and is a predicted model, not a curated record. The transcript has 2 exons.
AUGUCCAUGGUGCCAAGCCAUGGAUACUACCGGUAUGCCCCCGCGGAUCCUCUAUUUCCUCACACGGUGAUCAACUAUCGCCAAUUUCAUUUGACUUUGUCGGACCAGCUGUUCGGGGUUGUAGCGACAGCGAUGGACGUUGCCUCUCCGGAUUCCGACCGACGAGCUAAGUUACCGGGAGCCACUGUGCGCGUCUCCCGCGACCAUCAAACGGGUUCCGCUAGGGAUUUCCCUGAACCACUCUUCAUUGGCGGCGAUCUCUCUGCCUCGACUCGUCUUGGCACACAACCCGCUUGCACCUCUUCAUACGUCUUUGGCUAUCUUCUCCUGGCAUGA